Molecule: messenger RNA, 2619 nt
Organism: Antrostomus carolinensis (chuck-will's-widow)
Lineage: Eukaryota; Metazoa; Chordata; Aves; Caprimulgiformes; Caprimulgidae
Product: collagen alpha-1(V) chain
Exons: 29
Biological process (GO): extracellular matrix organization
Molecular function (GO): extracellular matrix structural constituent conferring tensile strength
Source: RefSeq, a predicted model, not a curated record
GGUUUCCAAGGCAAGACUGGCCCCCCAGGACCCCCCGGUGUCGUAGGCCCUCAGGGUCCAACUGGUGAGACUGGUCCAAUGGGUGAACGGGGACAUCCAGGUCCUCCAGGUCCCCCAGGUGAACAAGGUCUUCCUGGCCUUACUGGAAAAGAAGGGACCAAGGGGGACCCUGGUCCCGCCGGCCUCCCAGGGAAGGAUGGUCCACCAGGUUUGCGAGGCUUCCCUGGAGAGAGAGGUCUCCCUGGCCCCAUUGGUGCUCCAGGACUGAAAGGCAACGAAGGUCCCCCAGGCCCCCCAGGUCCAGCAGGCUCUCCUGGUGAGCGUGGUCCCGCAGGAUCAGCUGGCCCAAUAGGCUUGCCAGGGCGACCUGGCCCCCAGGGACCUCCAGGACCUGCAGGUGAAAAAGGAGCUCCUGGCGAGAAGGGUCCACAAGGACCAGCUGGCCGUGAUGGCAUCCAGGGCCCGGUGGGUCUACCAGGUCCCGCAGGUCCUGUUGGCCCUCCUGGAGAGGAUGGAGACAAGGGUGAGAUCGGGGAGCCUGGCCAGAAGGGCAGCAAGGGCGACAAAGGGGAGCAGGGUCCGCCAGGUCCUACUGGCCCACAGGGUCCGAUCGGUCAGCCUGGCCCAGCUGGUGCUGAUGGAGAGCCAGGUCCCAGGGGACAGCAAGGCCUCUUUGGUCAGAAAGGUGAUGAAGGACCCCGAGGCUUCCCUGGUCCUCCUGGCCCAGUGGGCUUGCAGGGCUUGCCUGGACCACCUGGUGAGAAGGGAGAAACAGGUGAUGUUGGGCAAAUGGGCCCGCCAGGCCCACCUGGACCCAGAGGUCCAUCUGGACCACCAGGAGCAGAUGGUCCACAGGGUCCUCCUGGGGGAAUAGGAAAUCCUGGUGCAGUAGGAGAGAAGGGUGAACCUGGUGAAUCUGGUGAGCCUGGUCUUCCUGGCGAGGUUGGCCUUCCGGGUCCUAAAGGUGAAAGAGGUGAAAAGGGUGAAGCAGGUCCCUCUGGUGCUGCUGGUCCACCUGGCCCCAAAGGUCCGCCAGGUGAUGAUGGUCCCAAAGGCAGCCCUGGUCCAGUUGGUUUCCCUGGUGACCCUGGUCCUCCUGGAGAGCCUGGUCCAGCUGGUCAAGAUGGUCCUCCUGGUGACAAGGGCGACGAUGGUGAACCUGGGCAGACUGGUUCCCCUGGUCCCACGGGAGAGCCAGGCCCUUCCGGACCCCCAGGAAAAAGGGGCCCUCCUGGUCCAGCUGGUCCCGAAGGAAGGCAAGGAGAGAAAGGAGCCAAGGGUGAAGCUGGUUUGGAAGGACCUCCUGGGAAGACUGGCCCAAUUGGUCCCCAAGGUGCUCCAGGGAAGCCCGGCCCCGAUGGCCUUCGAGGGAUUCCUGGUCCAGUUGGUGAACAAGGUCUCCCUGGAUCUCCUGGCCCAGAUGGUCCUCCAGGCCCAAUGGGCCCACCGGGUUUGCCUGGUCUUAAAGGAGACUCUGGUCCUAAAGGGGAGAAGGGUCAUCCAGGUUUAAUUGGUCUUAUUGGACCACCAGGAGAGCAGGGAGAAAAGGGUGACAGAGGUCUACCAGGCCCCCAGGGCUCAGCAGGACCCAAAGGAGAGCAGGGUAUCACAGGUCCUUCUGGACCAAUCGGACCUCCAGGGCCACCAGGAUUACCGGGUCCACCUGGUCCCAAAGGUGCUAAAGGAUCAUCAGGUCCAACAGGUCCAAAGGGUGAAUCAGGUCUUCCUGGGCCCCCAGGGCCUCCUGGUCCUCCUGGAGAAGUCAUCCAGCCACUGCCCAUCCAGUCUUCCAAGAGGACCAGGCGAAACAUUGAUGCCAGCCAGCUGGUGGACGAUGGAAAUGCUGACAACUACAUGGACUAUGCAGAUGGCAUGGAGGAAAUUUUUGGGUCGCUGAAUUCCUUGAAACUGGAAAUUGAGCAAAUGAAGCAUCCAUUGGGCACUCAACAUAACCCAGCGCGUACCUGCAAGGAUCUGCAGCUCUGUCAUCCCGACUUCCCAGAUGGUGAAUACUGGGUUGAUCCUAACCAAGGAUGUUCCAGGGAUUCUUUCAAAGUUUACUGUAAUUUCACAGCUGGUGGAGAGACUUGCAUCUUCCCUGAUAAGAAAUCUGAAGGAGCUAGAAUUACUUCUUGGCCAAAGGAAAACCCAGGCUCCUGGUUCAGUGAAUUCAAGCGCGGUAAACUGCUCUCCUACGUGGAUUCAGACGGGAACCCCAUCGGAGUGGUGCAGAUGACUUUCCUUCGGCUCCUGAGUGCCUCAGCCCACCAGAACAUCACAUACAACUGCUACCAGUCUGUAGCCUGGCAUGACGCCACCACUGACAGCUAUGACAAGGCCAUCCGCUUCCUGGGCUCCAAUGAUGAGGAGAUGUCCUAUGACAACAACCCCUACAUCCGAGCUGCCCUCGACGGCUGUGCGGCAAAGAAGGGCUAUCAGAAGACUAUCCUGGAAAUCAACACACCCAAAGUAGAGCAAGUACCUAUAGUCGACAUUAUGUUCAAUGACUUCGGAGAAGCAUCACAGAAAUUUGGAUUCGAGGUGGGACCAGCUUGCUUCAUGGGCUAAGAGCCACCUGAAAACUAGUCUCCAAAUGAGCAACCUCGUAACCUCAUUGCG